AUUCUCUGUUUAUUGUGGGUGGGUUGCCUUGUGAUUGAUGACCUACACAAAACUGAAAAUGGCAACCGAGCCGCCAACAGCCAGCGAAUUGGCCUACCUCGCCGAGCUGAAGACUCAACUCCGCGAGUUGCGGGAGCACCAGGCCACAGAUAUGUUCAUCCGGAUGAGCACCUCCCCCUGUGGGGGAGACCUUCCGGGUGAACUAAAAGGCAGUUCGACUUCGAGGUCCGGCCAUAUUAAUAUCAAAAGACUAAUUCAGGGCUUCGAGGAUCUUCGCAAGACCUCGCAGCAGCUGAAUGAUCUCCACGAGUUGCCCGAGGAGCUAUAGAAUGUGGAUGUGCGACGGCUGCUCAGGAGCUAUGAAAAGUUAAUCGAAGAGGGCAAUGCGCUGCAACAAAGAUGUUUCAAACUGAAACAAUCCACGAAAAGUUCUCUGCAUCUAACGGACAGCGAAAAGCUUUCGAUUUUGGGCAAACACAUUUCCAAUGAUACGGCAUCAAAGGUGUCUAAUGAUUUGGCAUCAAAGUAUUUAAAGACCAAUUCUGAGGAACUUUUAGAUUCUCAAAAUAUGGGAAGAAAUUGCAGCAAACAAAAGUAUGGUAAGAACAAAAAAUGUAGCUUAAGUCUGGCAGUCUCUGAGAGUUUUUUGAACAGCUUUUAAUGUAGCCUAA
This is a messenger RNA of Drosophila guanche, 671 nucleotides long. RefSeq lists its product as uncharacterized. The record is from RefSeq and is a predicted model, not a curated record. Lineage: Eukaryota; Metazoa; Arthropoda; Insecta; Diptera; Drosophilidae.